This is a messenger RNA of Exophiala mesophila, 1895 nucleotides long. RefSeq lists its product as uncharacterized. Lineage: Eukaryota; Fungi; Ascomycota; Eurotiomycetes; Chaetothyriales; Herpotrichiellaceae. The transcript has a single exon. The coding region runs from base 159 to 1895 and encodes 578 amino acids. The record is from RefSeq and is a predicted model, not a curated record.
CCCCGCCACAAAAUCUCUGGGCCGUGAGCUUGGCUCGAAGAUUCCGCUCCAUCAAUCAUUUGUCCGGGCAGAUAGCCCGCCUUGUCCCAAGACAACACAAGUUGAUUUCAAGUUUCUGAGCAUCUGAACCAUCGGACCGUACCCUCAAUGAAAUUCUUAUGAACACAACCGGAACAGUGGACCGGGCUAGACCAGUAUGCACUGCCAAUGCCAAGGAGUCGAUAUGGGGAGCAGUGGACGAGACGACCUUCCGGACACAUCUUGUGGAACUCGAGCAAUUGACCAAUGCAGUGCCCGUGGCACCACAAGUAUUUUCUGCAAAUUCAUGGCUCCAGCGAGACGACGUCUCCGAUACGUUGAAACACGGCAAUUAUUACACUCUGCAGCUUCAUGAGGAACAACGACUUGCCGAUGACUUUGCCGCCCUGGCGUCCGUUGACCAAGGCGCCCAGAGCGUCUCGGCGGCUUGUGUCGAAGAACAGAUGUGCGAUUCGGGUAGUCGCAGGAUCACGAUCCGGCUCGCUGCCGUGGAUGCUCAGAUUGAUGGGGCUUCGGAGAGGGUGUUGCGUCGUGUAUGUGAUGAUCUGGCUGGACAUGCGACGAAUGUCAUUUCGGCUGCUGAAUUGAGCUCAGCCUCGGGGUCAGUCUCGGCCUCAACCUCAUCCGAUGACAAUGGCAUUGACGCCAAUACUGCCAUCUGCUGCUCCAGGCUCUUCGACCAUAUCGUUCGUCUCCACUCACGCCGUGUCCUGGCACGCCUCCGGUCUUCGAAAUGGGAAAAGCCACAAUUCCUUUCACGCACGCACAAGAAGCCUCUUCGGCAAGAUCUCCCCAAUCUCCUUCAUCGAGUACAAUUUCUAUUCACCAAGAAAGAAAGCUCAACACGGAAACAAGUGGAGGCUGAGAUCUCAGCCUUGGCUGCAGUGUAUGAAGAGUUUGAAACCACACCGGACACGUCGGCUUCCGACACAGUCGACAUGGACUCUCAAGCUAUCGCUGGUGAGCAAGAAGGUGAGACCGAAAUAUCUCGCAUCAAAUCCCUCAUCCAACAGAGCUACCAGUUCUGUAAAUCCCCGCACGUGAGGAUCUAUACGCAACGUCUCGAAGCCGCGACUUGUGCGUCAGCGUCGGCGAGGUCGUCUGAUCCAACUAAGCCAGCGAAACGCGUAACGCCACAAAUGUCGUCGGCGCUUAAGACGUUGCAUCAGAUUGAGAAGAUUGCCGCUUACUAUCGCAUUGCGAGGUCCCUUGUGGAUUUGGCGACACGUUAUCCAAAGCUGUUUGUCAAUGGUCUUAGUCUCGUCAGUCUGCGGCCAUACGCUAGUGUGCCGUCCAAUAUUAGCUAUGAACCAUGGGCCAAGUCGACACAUGUGCAUGCUGAAGUCCAGUUGGCUGUGUAUUAUGAUAUGGUCCAGGAGGAGGCUAGAAAUUCGUCUGACACAGGUUCACCUCGUGUGUCUACACCCACACCAACCACCAUCAUCACCACCACUGAACCAACUACCUUGGCGCCACGCACCAUCGGUGCCAGCAAAUACCUUUGUUUCCUGUGCCACCUGUUCCUAACCUUGCACGGAUCCUUCUUCCCCGCUACCACCCACGGCAGGCUCUAUGAUCAAUGGACUAUCCCCGACUUGUGCGAAUACUCGCCCGAAGUGAGACUUAGAUAUCGAGAGAUCAUUGCAGCAAUGGAUCGACAUGUGUGCAAGAGAACAGAAGAGGUGACUGCCACUGCGGUUCAAAGCCAGACACGGUCGCAGGAACCUACAGCUCUGGAUGGUCACACGAAUGCAACCACGGGGCGAGCUAAGGGUCGAGGUGAUGGGGCAGUGUGGAAGUGGAGAGCGGAGCCCAUGACUAGCAGGGAGAAUCUGAUCUUGGGAGAUGAAGAGUGA